Messenger RNA from Penicilliopsis zonata CBS 506.65, 1230 nucleotides. RefSeq lists its product as hypothetical. Lineage: Eukaryota; Fungi; Ascomycota; Eurotiomycetes; Eurotiales; Aspergillaceae. Bases 1 to 1230 code for a protein of 409 amino acids. The record is from RefSeq and is a predicted model, not a curated record. Gene Ontology annotation, cellular component: endoplasmic reticulum. The transcript is spliced from 2 exons. Gene Ontology annotation, biological process: regulation of lipid storage.
AUGGCGUGGAUCAGCCAAACGGCAGGGCUGCUGUCCGAUUCGGUCGCCCACCACCGCCCUCAUUUUCCCCUGGUCGCCGUGACGGGCAUCUCGUUCACCCUGGGCUUCGUGCUCAGCUCGCUGCUUCAGAAACGUGUGGCCGAACGGGGUGUUUUUUCUUCUCCGCGGGACCGGGUCUUGUUGCAGUCGGACUCCGAGACGAGUACUCUCCCCUUACCCCCCGACGUGCUACCUGGUGCUCGUGAUGUCCCAUCGCCUUACGGGUCGAUACGAGUGUACGAAUGGGGCCCGGAGGAUGGCCACAAGGUUCUGUUUGUCCAUGGGAUUACCACGCCUUGCAUUGCUCUGGGAGGGGUUGCACACGCGCUUGCGGACCGUGGAUGCCGCGUUAUGUUGUUCGAUCUGUUCGGAAGAGGGUAUUCGGACUGUCCGACCGACCUUCCCCAGGAUGACCGCCUCUUUUCAACCCAGAUUCUACUCGCUCUCAACUCGUCGCCCAUUGCCUGGACCGGCCAAGGGUCCGGCAAUUUCAGUCUGGUCGGGUACUCGCUGGGCGGGGGCAUCGCGGCAGCAUUUGCCUCGGCUUUCCCGCAUCUGCUCUCGUCUCUGGUGCUGCUGGCCCCGGCCGGCUUGAUCAGAGACUCACAGAUCAGCUUCUCGUCUCGCCUCCUCUAUUCCAACGGGCUGGUCCCCGAGAGCGUGCUGGGCUACCUGGUCGGCCGGCGGCUGCGCGCAGGUCCACUCAUCAAGCCCAAGCACACCAAGCUCAGCGCCUCUGACGCCCUGGCCGAGGAACUGCCCUCGCAGCCUGCCGCAAACACCACAAACACCCAGAUCCUCUCCCGCGCGUACCCGCACAUCACCGUUCCGGAAACCGUGCGGUGGCAGGUCAACAAUCACGCGGGCUUCGUCCACGCCUUCAUGUCCAGCAUGCGGCAUGGCCCCAUCCUGCAGCAACGCCAGUGGGCCAGUUGGUCGCGGCUCGGCGAGUUCCUUUCCUCGCAGCGCACCCUGCCGCCCGCUGAGCAGCGCGCUCGCGGUCUCCCCAGCGACAAGGUCCUCAUUCUCUGCGGCUCCAACGACGUCUUGAUCCUCAAAGACGAGUUGUGCGAGGAUGCUGCCACCGCCCUCAAGGGUAAUGUGCAGUUCGAGUACAUUGACGCCGGGCAUGAGUUCCCCAGCACCAAGUACGAAGAAGUCGCUCAGUACGUGUGGGACUUGCUGCAGUGA